AUGCAGCCCUAUGAUUCCUCUCAGUCUUCAAUCAAUUACCAGCAAAAUCAACCAAUGGAUCCCAAUCAAGGCUACUAUAAUAAUGAACAUAAUAUUAUGCAGCAAGUUCCAAACAAUGGUAUGAAUGAUUAUUACUAUAAUACACCUACUACUUCCCAAUUUCCAUAUAAUAAUGGAUCUAUGUCUACUAAUGUACCUUAUGUUUCCCCAUCUACUAAUACCCUGAAUAUAAGUGACAAUAAUCAUUAUUAUAUUCCGCAGAAUAUGCAACUUACCCCUCAACCUACAUUGUCUUUUUCAUAUAAUAAUAUAAUUUCACCAAAUCCAAAUGUAUAUUUCGAUAAUGCAUCAGUGUAUCAAACUAAUGUAUCAAACUUAAAUAUGCACAUUUCUUCAAACCCUACUUCAUGCUACCAAGGGGAAAACUUUGCACAUAAUAUGCCUUUACCAGUUAAUCCAUUAAACAUUAAUUAUGGAUCACCAGUUAGUGGUUCAAACAACCAACAUGUACCUAAUUCAAGAAAAGAUGACGAAUGGUUUAAUUUAACAAGAAAGUUUUUAAAUAAUCCGUCAAAAAAUUCUACCCGUAAUAUUUCAUCGGUAUCUAACACUCAUCAAUCUGAUUCAAAACAAAAACAUUUUUUUAAAAAUCAAUCAAUUAAUACCAGAAAUCCAACUGCUGUUGAAACAAAGAUAUCUGAAAAACAUUCAAUUGAACAAAUAAUAGCUAACGAAAAAAAAAAACAUUAUCACUCAUUUAAAUCUGAUCUAUAUUAUAGAAAGUGUAAAGACUCAAAUGUUUCAAUAGCAAAUGAUAUAACAUUAGAAGUAUGUAAUGAAUUUGAAAGAGUUUUAGGAAAACGUGCUACAGAUGUGAAUGCAUUAAAACCAGUAUAUAGUAAGCCUCGUAAAAGUAAUGUUAAUGUUGUUAAACACAAGUGUACAAGAAUUAAAGACAAUAAUGGAUAUGAUUCUUCUAGUUCAAGUGAUGAAGAUUCAGAUUAUAAAAUUGCCUCAUUAAAAGAAAUUACUAAAAAGAGUGCCCAUCCUGAUCGACUACAUCCAGAACUUUGGUUUAACGAAUUAGGAGAAAUGAUUGAUGGGCCAGUAUGUAGAUGUAAUUUGAAAGCCCAGAGGUCUGGUAUCCGUCACAAUAUUUAUAUUGGCGAAGGACCAUUUGAACCUUGUAUACCAACUACAAAUAAUGCAGAGAAGUUAUAUCAUUAUAGAAUUACUAUUACUCCAAGUACAAAUUUUCUAAAUAAAUAUCCGACAAUUACAUUAAAGAAAAGAUGCCAGCUGAUUUUGUAAUACAAGAGUUAAAACUAUUUUAUGACUUUUUCUUCAAAGACAUAUUGGAAUUGGUAGAUUUAGAUUUACACGGUGUAGGCAAUAAAGAUGGAUGUCCUCAAUUUCAUUUCAUGCCUAGAUUUGUAAGAGAUUUGCCAAAUAACAAUAAAGAAUUACUUCCUAUGUGUAAUGUUCUUAAAUAUCUUUUAAAUAGCAAUAAAUUACUUUUUGAAGAAAACUCAUUGCCUGUUUUAAAAAGAAUGACUACUAAUAAAUGGCAAGAUAUUGUAGAUGAAUAUAAAGGCAUGAUCAUUACAAACCCAGGAACUAAACCGUGUUCAAUACGUGUCGAUCAACUAGAUAGAGAAUAUACUAAUGAUUCUACUGACAAAAAAGUUAAAUUAUAUCCAGUUGUAGUUCAUUUUGGUAUAAGACCACCACAAUUAAGUUAUAUUGGUAAUCCAGACUAUCAAAAAGCCUGGAAAGAUUAUGUAAAAUGUAGACAUCUUCUUGCAAAUAUGGUCAAACCAUCUUCUGAAGAUAAACAAAAACUUAGAACCAAGGAAAGAGCGUUACAUGAAAUGCGGUCACGUAAUGAUAUGAAACGUGGAGUCACGGCUGUUUUUAGUAGUAAAGGAUUUUAUAAAACUGGUCUCAUGUGUGAUAUAGUUCAGCAUGCGAUGCUUUUACCAGUACUCGCGUGCCAUUUUAGAUUUCAUAAAAGUUUAGAAUACUUAGAAAAAUCAAUAGGAUAUAAAUUUAAGAACAAGUAUUUACUUCAAUUAGCUUUAACUCAUCCAUCUUAUCGAGAAAAUUUUGGUACAAAUCCUGACCAUGCAAGGAAUACUCUUACAAAUUGUGGUAUAAGACAGCCAGAAUAUGGAGAUAGACGUAUUCAUUAUAUGAAUACAAGGAAAAGAGGUAUUAACACCCUUAUAAAUGUAAUGUCACAGUUUGGUAAAAAAUCGGAAAUUGAAUCAAAUAUUAUGCAUAAUGAGCGUUUAGAAUUUUUAGGAGAUGCUGUUGUUGAGUUUGUGUCUACUAUACAUUUGUUUCAUAUAUUACCUGAUAUUGAGGAAGGUGGUUUAGCGACAUUUCGAUCUGCCAUUGUGCAAAAUCAACAUCUUGCUAUGUUGGCAAAGACUUUAAAACUGGAUGAUUUUAUGUUAUAUGCUCAUAGUUCAGAUAUAUGCCAUAAUUUAGAACUUAAACAUGCAAUGGCUAAUUGCUUUGAAGCUUUAAUGGGGGCAUUAUUUUUAGAUGGAGGAAUAGAAGUUGCUGAUCGUGUAUUUGGAGAAACAUUAUUUAAGGAUUCACCAAAAUACCUUGACAUAUGGGUGAACUACCCUAAACAUCCAUUACAACAACAAGAACCAAAAGGGGACCGUAGAUGGAUCAAAACAUCACUAUUACUUCAAAAACUAACUCGUUUUGAAGAGUCUAUAGGAAUUAAAUUUAAUCAUAUCAGACUAUUGGCAAGAGCAUUUACUGACAAAAGCGUAGGUUUUACAAAUUUAACUCUUGGAUCAAACCAACGACUUGAAUUUCUUGGCGAUACUGUUCAUCAGUUAAUAACAUCGGAAUAUUUAUACAAAUAUUUUCCAGAACAUCACGAGGGUCAUUUGUCACUACUUCGUAGUUCUUUGGUAAAUAAUCGAACUCAGUCUGUUGUGUCCAAUGAUUUGAACUUGAUAAAUUAUGCAUCAUAUGCAAAUCCGAAAUUAGAUUUGAAAACAAAAGACAGAGCUGAUCUUCUAGAAGCAUUUCUUGGUGUCUUGUAUAUAGAUAAAGGUCUUAAUUACUGUCAGAGAUUUUGUAAUGUUUGUUUUUUCCCCCGUCUGCAAGAUUUCAUUUUAAAACAAGAUUGGAAUGAUCCAAAAUCAAAACUACAACAAUGUUGUUUAACAUUACGAUCAGUUGAUGGUGGAGAACCAGAUAUUCCCAUGUAUAAAGUGAUUGAAUCUAUAGGACCAACUAAUAGUCGAAAGUAUACUGUAGCUGUUUACUUUAAAGGUGUUAGGUUAUCACAGGCUGAUGGUCAUAGUAUACAACAGGCUGAAAUGAAUGCAGCUAAUAGUGCUUUAGAGGUAACCGAAGAUUUGUUCCCACAAUUGGAUCACCAAAAAAAAGCAAUUUCAAAAAGUUUGCGUCAUCAAAGUGCAGAUGAUAAUACACAUUUUAUGGACAUAGAAACAGUUUUAAAAUCACAUUCAUCUAAAAGUGAUUCACACCUAAGUGAAACAGAAAAGAAUAAAAAUGAAUUACACAAAAAAUUAUUAGCAGUAUUAUGUUCUGGCGAGAAUUAUAAUGAUGAAAUAGAUGAACUAGAAAGAAAAAAUCCUAAAAAAAAACCCAAUAAGAGAAAAACUUAAAGGGAGUACCAG
Molecule: messenger RNA, 3674 nt
Organism: Cinara cedri
Lineage: Eukaryota; Metazoa; Arthropoda; Insecta; Hemiptera; Aphididae
Source: the annotation of a GenBank genome assembly